Molecule: messenger RNA, 753 nt
Organism: Perkinsus marinus ATCC 50983
Lineage: Eukaryota; Perkinsozoa; Perkinsida; Perkinsidae
Product: interferon-induced guanylate-binding protein, putative
Exons: 8
Coding region: 1-753 (250 amino acids)
Molecular function (GO): GTPase activity; GTP binding
Source: RefSeq, a predicted model, not a curated record
AUGGCUUCUAGCUACCAUGGUGGCCCCGUACAACUGAUAUCCAUCGAUGAGUCUGGCCAAUGCACUGUUGAUGAGUACGCCUUCAAUAUACUAAGGCGGGGGAAGGUCGCUGUACUUGGUAUUGAUGGUCUGUACCGUACGGGCAAGAAUCCUGUCAUGAACCGUCGUCUCCUUGGCCUACAGGAUGGAUUCGAGAUAGGCCCUAGUGUGAACCCCUGCACUCGUGGUAUAUGGAUGUGGGUUCAACCGGUCCAACUAGGGCAGAAUUUUCAUGCUAUUCUCAUCGAUACUGAGGGUCUGGGUAGCUGUGUCCGAACUACAAGCAGCGAUAUGCAGAUACUCUCAUUGUGCCUGCUGCUUUGCUCCUUCUUCGUGUACAACAGUAUGGGUGCGAUCAACGAGGAGAGUCUCGACCAACUCAAUCUGGUACUCCAUCUCACAAAGCACAUUCAUGUUGUUCGAUCCUCAUUCACGGCUGACUCAGCUGACCUUGCCGCCGACCUCCCACCCCUACUAUGGAAGCUGCCGUAUCAAGCAUUGAUGCCUCAAUUCCAGCAGCAGGUUGAUGCAUUCGUCGAGAAGGUCGACGGCAUGAACUCUAGUGCCGUACCCACUAUACGGAGUGCCUGGACAAACGUUGUUGUCAGAGAUGCGGUCCAUGUGUACCGAGUCACUAUGAAUGAGGAUGUGAUGCAAAAGCUGCUGAUGUCAGAGGAGGAGGUCCGAGGUACAUUGAACAAAAGAGCUUGGUAA